This is a messenger RNA of Mytilus californianus (California mussel), 1799 nucleotides long. RefSeq lists its product as uncharacterized. NCBI's taxonomy places the organism in Eukaryota, Metazoa, Mollusca, Bivalvia, Mytilida, Mytilidae. The coding region runs from base 460 to 1524 and encodes 354 amino acids. Gene Ontology annotation, biological process: DNA integration; DNA recombination. The record is from RefSeq and is a predicted model, not a curated record. Gene Ontology annotation, molecular function: DNA binding. The transcript is spliced from 2 exons.
GGUUUAUUUUUAGAUUUCGGGAAAUUCCCUAUUUAUAUUAUCCAAUGAAAAUUAAUCUGCCAUUUCUCACGAGACAUUGUCGUCUGUUUACAUCAACAACAAAAAUGGCAGUUGUUGACACCGGCUCGUCUCAAAAUGUACAGAAACAACGCUUUGCAAGUGUUAACGACGAAAAAUGUCAACAAAUUAUAAGGGAUAAAGACUCGAUGAACACUCAAAAGGCAACUAAAAGAUCAGUAAAGCUAUUUACAAAUUAUCUCGAGGAGAAAGACAUGCCUACUGACAUAGAAAACUAUCCUGUCAAAGAACUUGACAGUGUCCUAUCAAAAUUUUAUGCAGAAGCAAGGAAUAAAAAUGGGGAGCUGUAUAAAACGACAACAUUAAAAAAACACUAGAUACGGGAUUAAUAGAUAUUUAACUGAAAAAAGAGAUAUUGACAUUCUCAAAGACCCGGACUUUAUGAAAUCAAAUAAAAUGUUCAAGGCGAUGUCGGUUCAGCUAAAACGUGAUGGCUUAGGAGGGAUUGAACAUUAUCCACCAAUUGAUGAGGAUCAUAUUAAGACAAUAUAUAGUUCUCUAACACAAAUGGAUCUAGUGUCUCUUCAACACAAGGUUUUUGUUGAUUUAAUGUUGUACUUUGGUCGACGAGGACGGGAAAAUCUCAGAGAUUUAAAAGUAAAGGACUUUGAAUUUUCCAAACAAGGUGGUGGUGACAAAGAACAUAGAUAUAUAAGAAUACAACGGGAUGAACUAACAAAAAAUCACAAGGAAGAUACAAAUACUGCAGUUGGGAAAAUGUAUGAGGUGAAAGAUGAUGUUAAGUGUCCAGUUAGGAGCUUCAUAAAGUAUACAACCAAACUUAACAAAAACUGUGAAUAUUUCUUUCAAAGGCCAAAAACCACCAUAAACGAUGACUUUGUGUGGUACGAUGCGUCGCCAUUAGGACAUAACACCCUGGGUGGUAUGAUGCCAGUGAUAUGUGAAAAAGCAGGUCUUGUGAAAAGAUACACUUACCAUUCACUUCGCGCAACAACUGUUCAUGUUUUGGAUGAGGCUGAUUUUGCCGGAAGGCAUAUUAUGUCAGUAACAGGUCACAAAAGUGAAAGUUCUUUAAAAACAUACACACGGUUUACAUCAGAUCGUGCACUGCAUAACAUGUCAAAUGUUAUUAGUGAAAGUCUUCGGACAGAUGCUACAUCUACAACUUCUUGUGAAAAACCUACUGUAGUUCCUGAUCGUAAUGAAGAAGAAAUGGUCCAAAUUGAAAAUGACACUGACAUUAUUGACUUUAUGCUUUUAUCUGAUUCACAAAUGGAUAAUUUAUGCCAAGAUAUUACUAGUCCUAACUCUUCACAUAGACCGGUGGCUACUUGUGAACAGCAACAACAUGUAAAUGUUAAUAAAACAGCAACAUAUUCAAGCUACCCAUGUAUUAACAAUUUUGGUAAUGGAUAUCCAAAUUAUCCCGUCAUUACAAACAAUUAUGGGAAUAUCAAUAUCAACUACAAUAUUAUUCCAAAGUAAACUGUUUAAUAGACAUUUUAUGUUUAAACAGUGUGUCAAAGAAACUGUGAUUAUUGCAAAUAACAUCUAAAUAUCUGUUUUCAAGUCUGUUCUCUAAUUUUUGCAAAAUUAAAUUUGUGUUGGUAUUAAAAGAUUACUUUUGAUUAUUAUUCUUACAUAAAAACAAACAAGGUAUAUUUCAGAGAGAUAACUUAACUAUUAGCAAAUCACAAAAAUACCCAAUAAAUUGUCAAAAAAACAAUUAAACAUACAUGCACAUAUAUAUAUGGGGUAAA